AUGGAAGAAUCACCAGCAACAGCAGAACCUCUAAUUUAAUGUAAGAUGUUUUUCAUAGCAGUAGUAACAAUAGGUUAAUAUUAAGAAUAAGAGAGCAAAUCUAUUUACAACUUUAUGGAUAUAACUCAAGUUCAGAGUGGCAAUGAUCUCAUUGAAGCAGCAAAAUAAAAUAAAAUGCCUAUAUUAAAUGCCUCCGUAGAUACCAUACCAAACAUCUACGACAUUGAAGAUGCUGAUAAACGAACGGUCUUGCAUUACUUAGCAUUAAAUUCUAAUACUUUUAUAUAUAAUAGGCUUUUAAUAAAAUUUUAGCCUCAAGCAUAAGUAUGGUUGAAAAAGGAGGAUAAAUAUAAUCUUUAAGCGAUUCAUUAUUUUGUCUACUCAGGUAAGAUUGAAAUGUUAGAUGAAAUAUAGAGAUAUUAUUAGCCUAAAAAUUUAUUAGGAAUGGCUUCAUAUAAAAAUGAUGUUUUGGCUAUGAUUUAGAUUAGGGAGAAGCUGAAAGAUGAGAAGGUGUGCUGCAAAUAUAAAGAUUCUGUAACACCUUUACAUUUAGCCUGUUUUACUAAAAGUGAUUAUGCUGCAAUUGUUUUAAUGCGAUGGAAGCAUCCUUUAAAUAUAUAAGAUGCAAAUGGUAAUACUCCUUUGCAUAUUGCUGCUUAGAAUAACAAUUAUAAAUUAAUAAGAAAAUUAAUUUAGAGAGGAGGGAGUGUUAAGCUUAAGAACAAUAAUAAUUAGUUACCUAUAGAAUUGACAACAGAUCCCUAAACUCUUGAUGCAUUGAAAUCUUUUCGAUUUUCAUGGAAAUCUCUAUUACUUCAAUUAAAUUUGAAACCAAGAAAAAGAUCGGCUAUGCAGGCCUUAGUAUUUUUACUAUUUUUUUCAAUCACAAAUUUCGGGACUAUUUUCUUGGUAUAAAAUGCAAAAAGCAAAGACCAAAGUAAUGGAAGUUUUAUAUUAUUCAUCAUAAUUGUGACAUUGUUUUCUAUUUGUUUUUUUUUGGUCUCAUACUCAAAUCCAGGUUAUGCUAAAACAAAUAACGAACAAAAUCUUAAGGAAAUAUUACAGAAAUUGGAACCUUAUGAAAUUUGUUAUGAUUGCUUUAUUUAAACUCCUAUUAGUUCGAAGCAUUGUGAAUUUUGUAAAAGAUGUGUUCUUAGAUACGAUCAUCAUUGUCCUUGGAUUAAUAAUUGCGUUGGAAACGACAAUUAAUCCCUAUUUUGGUUGUUUCUCUUAUUUUUAUUUCUUGAUUUUCUUCUUCUAAUAAUACUUGGAAUUUUGUAACUGGCAUAAAACAAUGCCACUUUAAGCUCCAAUAGCUUUACAAUUUUAAUCAUUCUCACUAUAAUAGAAUGUUUGUUUAUGAUUCCAUUAUUAAAUUUGAUUCUUACAUAGAUAAGAAAUUAUUAUUCUGGUUUGACCACAUAUGAAAGAUUGAUAUUAGGAAAACCUUCUAACAAAAAGAGAGAAUCCAUAAUUUAAAAAAUGUCCUUUGUUUAAUAAGGAUGA
Molecule: messenger RNA, 1506 nt
Organism: Paramecium tetraurelia
Lineage: Eukaryota; Ciliophora; Oligohymenophorea; Peniculida; Parameciidae
Exons: 4
Molecular function (GO): palmitoyltransferase activity; protein binding
Source: RefSeq, a predicted model, not a curated record